CUCAUACGAAGAUGACAUCUCCUGUCCUGGCAUAAUCCAGGUCAGUUCGUUACGAGAGACAGCCUGAGACAAGACCGUCGUUUAGAUUUUUAUUAAAAGCUUAGGCAAUCUAAGAAUCCAAGACGGAGAAAAUGCUCGUUGUGACAUUUUUACGUCAUGGAGAAACGACCUCAAAUGUUGCGAAUAUUAUAGAAGGUCACACCCACGGGGAGCUGACGGAACGGGGGAUCAUGAUGGCGGAGCAUUUGGGCCGUCACCUCAGAGAUGAGAAGUUCACACGAAUAUACUCCAGCGAUUUAAAACGAUGUUGUGACACGACCCACAUUAUUUUACAACAUAGUAAAAAUCACCAUGAGGAAGUGCUAAUUCUGGACAAAACAUUGAGGGAAAGAUUUUUUGGAGACCUGGAACUCCAACCGCGUGAAGCUAUUAGAAAACUUUGUAUCAAAACACGCCAAAAUUAUCCUCAUGUAAGAAUUCCUGGAGGCGAGACUUUUCAAGAUGUGAAGAAAAGAGCUGGCAAAUUUUUUUCGAUGCUGUGCCAAAUCGUUGAUUCCUCUGAGGAAGGUGAUGCCAGGGAGAACGUGUUAGUCGUAACGCAUGCGGGAUGGUUGAUGUCUUUCCUGCACUACCUUAUCGAUAAUAAACAGUCCUUGGAUUUUUAUUUCGACCCCAAACUGUGCAAACGACCAGCCCACAACACGGCUACAACGAAGAUUAUUAUUUACAAGAAUGAGACUGGUAUGAAACGGAGAGUGAGCGUGAAACACGUCCAUGACACGAAGCAUCUUCCAGACAAUUUACAAAAUAAAAUUGACAAUACUCAAGAAACAAGUUCCUAAACAAUUUAGUAAUGUUUCGUUUAAUAUUAAUUCAAGGGUAGCUUAAAUGACAAAGAUUGUCCCGACAGAAAAAGGGUUGUGAGACAUAUUCUUUCAAAACAAUUCCGUCCCGCCAUAAAAGUAUUACCGAUUGAUAUUACUGAUCCUAAGUAUGUAUUUAUAAGCAUAGUUAUGGAGAAAGUUUUUACAUUCCAGUUAUCUUAAAUACUUAAUGGUCAGCCCAUUCGUAGUAAAUAGGGCGACAAUAUCAAGAAUAACAGUUAAAUAUUGUAUGAAACUGGUUAAGGAAUAAAUCGUCAUCCUUUGAAACUGAA
Folsomia candida is the source of this 1156-nucleotide messenger RNA. Its product is annotated as fructose-2,6-bisphosphatase TIGAR-like. NCBI's taxonomy places the organism in Eukaryota, Metazoa, Arthropoda, Collembola, Entomobryomorpha, Isotomidae. Gene Ontology annotation, biological process: fructose 1,6-bisphosphate metabolic process; positive regulation of DNA repair; negative regulation of glycolytic process. Bases 132 to 842 code for a protein of 236 amino acids. Gene Ontology annotation, cellular component: cytosol. The record is from RefSeq and is a predicted model, not a curated record. Gene Ontology annotation, molecular function: fructose-2,6-bisphosphate 2-phosphatase activity. The transcript is spliced from 4 exons.